AUGAACGAGGCCGGCAAGGCUGAUCAGGCUGACGAGCAGACACUGUGGGCCAUGGUGGCGUGGUGGCAUUGGGGAAACAUGAGGCUGAGGGGACGGCAAUGGUUUGGACGUUUCCACGGCUGCAUCCACCACCGGCAGCUUCGUCUUUGGUCUGUUCACCAUGGUGCCAUCCUUCUCGAUAACCGCAAUGGUACUUUCGCGGUCAUCGGCACGCAACCUCCCCCCGCUCGCUCCGCGUACGUUGCUGCCCAAAGACUGGCAUCGGGAUCAAGCAUCGGUUUGUCGGCGCCUGUCUUCUCCGCCCCGCCUUCUCUCGCGGACAGGUGGGAGGACGACUCGACCGUCGUCGAAGGAGACAUCUUCUCCGACGACAACCAGGGCAACGGCGUGGCGGACGGCAACGGCAACGCGGCUGACGACGAGGAUGACGAGGACGACGAUGAUGACGAUGAUGACGAGGACGUUGAGAUGGGCGAGGCAGUCGACGACAGCGACGAUGACUUUCCUGAGCAAACCAUACAAAUCCAGCUCGGAUUUUCCGUCGGCCAAACUCCCACCGACGAUGGGUCUUCCGGAACCGACGGAGACCCCAUGGAUGUCGACUCCAACGUCGGAACCCCUGCCGCCCAAAGCCCCGUCUCUGCCCCGGUUUUUCCUGUCUCGGCCGCCCAAGCCCCGGCCGCCCAAGCCCCCAUCGCCUCUGCUGCGGCCGUCCAAGCCGCCAUCGUCCCAAUCUGGCCCUACAUCACGCGCUGGACUCUCUACCCUCUUCCCCUCCCCUCCCCUUCCUCCCCCGCCCAUCGCACCCUCCUCGCGCUCCUCUCCUUCCCCCGCAUCCGCACCUUGCCGGUCUCCUGGCAGGAGCGCUUGCGGGCCCGCACCCCCUCCCUCGGCACCCUCACAGCAGUCGCCCUCUACCUCGGCGGCAGAGCCGAGUCCGGCUCGCCCUGCCAGUCACACUGCGGGCAGUAUGGCGCCCUGGUGGAGAGGCUGUUUGCUGUCCAGAGGGAGAAAGCCUGGGAGAAAGGGCUGGGGUACUGGAAGUUCGAGAGGAAGUUUGCGUUUCCGAGGUGUGUGAAGGUGCCGGAGGCGUUGGAGGGGGAUCGGGAGGUGGAGGAGGUGUUGGGAGGAAGGCCGUGUUGUAACCAUUUCUUCAGGGAGUUGAGGGGUGCGUGGGAGACGAGUGAGCCGUUUCCGCCGAAGCCGCCGGGUGGUCUUGUUUGGAAUGGGCCUAUGUGGUAA
This is a messenger RNA of Neurospora tetraspora, 1242 nucleotides long. RefSeq lists its product as uncharacterized. The transcript has 3 exons. The coding region runs from base 1 to 1242 and encodes 413 amino acids. Lineage: Eukaryota; Fungi; Ascomycota; Sordariomycetes; Sordariales; Sordariaceae. The record is from RefSeq and is a predicted model, not a curated record.